This is a messenger RNA of Perognathus longimembris pacificus (Pacific pocket mouse), 1638 nucleotides long. It is a transcript of the gene Tulp1, whose product is annotated as TUB like protein 1. Gene Ontology annotation, molecular function: actin filament binding. Bases 1 to 1632 code for a protein of 543 amino acids. The record is from RefSeq and is a predicted model, not a curated record. Gene Ontology annotation, cellular component: cilium. Gene Ontology annotation, biological process: protein localization to cilium. The transcript is spliced from 14 exons. Lineage: Eukaryota; Metazoa; Chordata; Mammalia; Rodentia; Heteromyidae.
AUGCCGCUGAAGGACGAGACCCUGCGGGAGGUGUGGGCCUCGGACAGCGGCCCGGAAGACGGAGGCCUGAGCCCCGAGGCCCCGCGACGCCCCGCGCCCACGGCGAGUCCCCACCCCGCGCAGAGGCCCGGACCCCGGAAGAAGAGGACCGAGACCCCCGCGUCCCCCGGAUCCGCGGGACCCAAGCCCCGCAGGCCUGCAGGUGGGCGGAGGCCGCGCGAGGAGCCCCCCGGCGAGCCCCCCGGCGAGCGCGCACAGACCGUGUACAGCAGGUUCCUCCGGGACCCCGGGGCCAAGAAGCGCGACCCCCGCGACACCUUCCUGGUAGCCCGGGCCCCCGACGCCCUCGAAGAUGAGGAGGAAGAGGAUGACGACCAGGAUGAGGAGGAAGAGGAAGAGGAGGAAAAGAAAGAGAAAAGCCCUGUGGCCCCCAAAAAGCCCCCCAAGGAGAAGGAGAGGAGGGCCAAGGCCCCAGGCUUGAAAGGGGACCCCGGAAGCCCAGACCCCCCAAGGAAAGCACUGCGCACCAAGAAGGAGGCAGGGCAGGGGGCCAAGAAAAAGGUGAAGAAGAAAGGGUCUGAAGAGACUGGCCAGGACCAGGGGAGCCCCAGCGGGGUGAGGAAGAAGAGCCCGGCUGCCAUGUUUCUGGUUGGGGAAGGCAGCCCAGCUGAGGCUGCCCGCUUCCCCAAGAAGAAGAAAGCCCCGCCCAAAGGCUCAGAAGAAGACAAGAAGGAGGAGGAGGAGGAGGAGGACGAGGACGAGGAGGGGGCGGCUAUGGUGACCAAGAACAGCAACCAGAAGGGCAAAGCAAAAGGAAAAGGCAAAAAGAAGGCGGAGAGGGCCGCGUCCCCGCCGCUGGAAGUGGACGACCCCCGGGAGUUCGUGCUGCGGCCCGCGCCCCAGGGCCGCGCCGUGCGCUGCCGCCUCACCCGAGACAAGAAGGGCAUGGACCGGGGCAUGUACCCCUCCUACUUCCUGCACCUGGACGCCCAGAAGAAGGUGUUCCUGCUGGCGGGCAGGAAGCGGAAGCGGAGCAAGACGGCCAAUUACCUCAUCUCCAGCGACCCCACCAACCUGUCCCGAGGAGGGGAGAAUUUCGUGGGGAAGUUGAGGUCCAACCUUCUGGGGAACCGCUUCACGGUCUAUGACAGCGGACAGAACCCGCAGCGGGGCGCGGGCGGCGCGGACGCGGACAGCCUGCGGCAGGAGCUGGCAGCUGUGAUCUACGAAACCAACGUGCUGGGCUUCCGCGGUCCCCGGCGCAUGACGGUCAUCAUCCCGGGCAUGAACUCCGACAACGAGAGGGUCCCCAUCCGACCCCGAAACGCCAGUGAUGGGCUGCUGGUUCGAUGGCAGAACAAGACUCUGGAGAGCCUCAUCGAGCUGCACAACAAGCCACCAGUCUGGAAUGAGGACAGCGGCUCCUACACCCUUAACUUCCAGGGCCGGGUCACCCAGGCCUCUGUGAAGAACUUCCAGAUAGUCCAUGCUGACGACCCCGACUACAUCGUGCUGCAGUUCGGCCGAGUGGCCGAGGACGCCUUCACCCUGGACUACCGGUACCCGCUGUGCGCGCUGCAGGCCUUCGCCAUCGCCCUCUCCAGUUUCGAUGGGAAGCUGGCCUGCGAGUGACCUGGG